UCAGGAAGGUAAUAAUUAAAUGAUGUAUUUGGCUAUACAACUGUUGUUAAGAAAUUUUUACUUAUGUAGGAAAAUGGGUUUGCUACACUGUUAAUAAAAGCCUUCUAGUUUCUUGUGGCUAUAUCGUUUACCACAUUGUUAAAUAGUUUGUAAUUGUAUUAAAGAAUUUUUAUAGUUUUGAGGUAUAGUAAACAAGAUCUGGUUUUGUUUCAAAAGAAGGCAGCCGGGCUGGAUCACACGUGGUAGAGCAUGGCGGUGAGCCCCGUCGGAGGCAUGGGUGACGUGAUGGAGACCCUGGGCACGGUGAACGGGGACGGGGGUCCUGUGGAGGAUACGAUACAGCACCCCCUGCAGCACACCUGGACGCUGUGGUACUACGAAAAUGAUCGCUCCAAGACGUGGGAGGACAACCAGCGCCAGGUGACCAGCUUUCGCACCGUGGAGGACUUCUGGCGGCUGCACAACAACAUCAAGACGGCCAGCGACCUGCGCCAGGGUUGUGACUACUCGCUCUUCAAGAAAGGCAUCCGGCCCAUGUGGGAGGAUGCGGCCAACAAGAUGGGCGGGCGCUGGCUCAUCAACGUGGAGAAGAAGAUGCGGGGGCCUGAGCUGGACAACGUGUGGCUGGAGGUACUGCUGUGUAUGAUCGGGGAGGCGUUCGAUGACCACGGCGAUGAUGUGUGUGGCGCGGUGGUCAACCUGCGCAGCAAGGGUGACAAGAUAGCCGUGUGGACGGCCAACGCCAAGAACCAGCAGGCCGUGCUGGAGAUCGGGCGCAAGCUCAAGUCACGCCUAAAAAUCCCCCACAACAACCCAAUAUGCUAUCAGGUCCAUGAGGACACCAUGGUCAAGUCGGGCUCCAUGACCAAGAACACCUACACGCUGUAGAGUCGUAUUUCAUCCAGAAGCUUCCGUUCUCUACUGUCCAUCAACAUGAUGAUUCUGAACCUUCCUCAUUUCUGCUCAAAUUCUCGGUAAAGGAGUAUAACGGCUAACCUUGGUUACAGGCACAAGUUACCCCCAUUGGUUGCUUCUGUGUAAAUUACCUUGAUUGAAUAUAGAUAAUUUAUUUCAGCAUAGUUGUGAGUAAGAAUAUAUUUAUAAUAUAAACUAAAAAAUAUGAUUUGUAUUGUGAAAAUUUUUUUAUUUGUAGUAUUGUACUUAUGAUAUUAUAUCUAAGUUCAUUUUCUCUGUUAAAAAAUAUAUAUUAUUUUUCAAACUAACCUAUGAUAUUGUGAAUUAUGUAUUUUGAAGAGAAAACUAGGUAUGUUAUGGUGUAUAGAAUAAUUACUUUAAACACUUGCAAAAUGUUUGUAAUUUAAUAUAAAAACAAAUUUAGGCCAUUUAGCAUGCUCAUUUGCACUUUUUGAAGCGUUAUGGAAGAGACUGUUACAUACAGGGCUAUGGGAGAUGUAUUUUAUGCUCACAAAAAUGAAAUGAAAGGACAUAUUUUGUGAUUUCAACUGAGUGAGCUUGUGGUGUAGUGUACAUAAAAAUAUCACAACAGCUGAAUAUCUGCUUUGGAGUUGAGAUUUCUAUUGCUGUAAAAUUUAUUUUAUAAUUAUAAGUUACAUACUAAUCGUAUUUCAUCUAAUUUUGUUCAUUUUUUUGUAGAAUUUGUGUCUGGUUUUGUUUUGCAUAGUAAUUGUUCAAACUUCAGUCUGAGUUGUUUGUUGUAUUUGUGUAUAGUUUCCAGUACAGCUAUAAUGUAAAACAGGUGUAUAAUCUGAUUUAAAAUUUUUGUUUGUAACAACCUGGAAAUGGUUAGAAUAAAUUAAGUUCUUUGAA
Molecule: messenger RNA, 1788 nt
Organism: Bacillus rossius redtenbacheri
Lineage: Eukaryota; Metazoa; Arthropoda; Insecta; Phasmatodea; Bacillidae
Product: eukaryotic translation initiation factor 4E1-like
Exons: 2
Coding region: 250-888 (212 amino acids)
Biological process (GO): translational initiation
Cellular component (GO): eukaryotic translation initiation factor 4F complex; cytoplasm
Molecular function (GO): translation initiation factor activity; RNA 7-methylguanosine cap binding
Source: RefSeq, a predicted model, not a curated record